This is a messenger RNA of Neurospora tetrasperma FGSC 2508, 306 nucleotides long. RefSeq lists its product as uncharacterized. Bases 1 to 306 code for a protein of 101 amino acids. The record is from RefSeq and is a predicted model, not a curated record. NCBI's taxonomy places the organism in Eukaryota, Fungi, Ascomycota, Sordariomycetes, Sordariales, Sordariaceae. The transcript has 2 exons.
AUGGCUGGCGACAACGGAAACAGCAACAACAACAAGGGUAGCUCCAAGGGUCAGUCCUCCAACGCCCAAGGAGACAACUCCUCUGGAGGAAAAUCCUCUGCCAAUCCCAACGUCACCGAGUUCUCCAAAAUCAACCCUGGCCAACCCAUGUCUGACUACGAGUACCUCAAGCCCUGGGGCGGCAAGAAAGGGUUUAUGCUUUCCUACGGGAUCAAGCCUACCCCCGAGGGCUUCGAGGAGGCCAGAGAUCUAAUUGAUCAGAUGAGGGAGGAGUCAGGGUUUGGCAAGAGUCCUUACCGUGAAUAG